UGGGUAGCGUCAGGUGCUGUCAUCACAUUUUCCUUGGCGACGCAGCGGCAGCAGAAGCAGAAGCAGCAGCACAGCGUUCAAAGCCCCCCCAGUCCUUAUCUUCUCCAAAGCGGACCAUGGGGAUCUUAACAGCGUCCUCGUGCAGAGAUUUACACGGUAUACAGGUCGUACGGAGCUUGGGAGCGCUGUGAUUCAACGCUACAAGACGUUGGUUAAUUUGUGGAUUUCCAUUGCCUGUAUUUGACAUUUUGCUUGCUUGCUUGAGACUGGAAGCAGGUGCACCAGAAGCACGAGGAAAGAAGGACGCCCGACAAUUGCAAGCCAAAGAGAUCUAUUCCGGAGUCCUGCGAGAUAUCAAACUGCAAACUGCAAGAGAGAGAUUCAACCCCGUCCAACCCCAUAGGAUAUCUGCUCCUUUGAACAUCUCUGAAGUUCUUUGACUCCUUGCUGAAGUUCGAAGUUUUUUUUAGAGGAUAAAAGGUUGAACCAGAUACACUUCUGCUAAAACACUUGAUGAAAAUCUUACCACACUAUCCCAGUUCUCUCUACUUCUCUGGGAAUCCGGACCAGCUUGGAUCUAAGAGGAUAAAUACUGACGGUGAAAAUGUCUAGAGGGACUGCAGUCUGCGCUGAGCAGAGCCAGCCUUGCUUGUUUCUUCUGCUGGCAGCUCUUCUCGUCCUCACGCUGUCCUCCGCUGAAGCUACAGAUUGCCCUCACCUUUGCGUUUGUGAAAUCCGGCCUUGGUUCACGCCCCAGUCCACCUACAGGGAAGCUACGACUGUGGACUGCAAUGACCUUCGCCUCACACGAAUCCCUGGCAACCUCUCGAGCGACACUCAGGUCUUGCUUCUGCAGAGCAACUACAUCGCCAAAACCAGCGAGGAACUGGAGCAGCUCCUCAACCUGACAGAGCUGGAUCUUUCCCAGAACAACUUCAGCAACAUCCAUGACAUCGGCCUGACCAACAUGUCGCAGCUCACCACGCUCCACCUGGAGGAGAAUCAGAUCGUGGAGAUGCCUGACUUCAGCCUGCAGGACCUCACCAAUCUUCAGGAGCUCUACAUCAACCACAAUCAGAUCAGCUUCAUUGCGCCCAACGCGUUCGCCGGCUUGCGCAACCUGCUCAGGCUCCACCUGAACUCCAACAGGCUCAAGGCCAUCGACAGCCGAUGGUUCGAUUCGACGCCCAACCUUGAGAUUUUGAUGAUUGGGGAAAAUCCUGUGGUUGGAAUUCUGGAUUUGAACUUUAAGCCUCUUGUGAACCUGAGAAGUUUGGUUCUGGCAGGGAUGGAACUCACCGACAUACCUGGGAAUGCUUUUGUUGGACUGGACAAUCUCGAGAGCCUGUCCUUCUACGAUAAUAAACUGGUGAGGGUGCCUCAAAACGCCCUGGAGAAACUGCCAAACCUGAAAUUCCUGGAUUUAAACAAGAACCCAGUGCACAAAAUCCAGGGAGGAGACUUUAAAAACAUGCUAAGGCUGAAGGAACUCGGCAUCAACAAUAUGGGGGAGCUCGUCUCCAUUGAUCGCUUUGCGCUGGACAAUCUCCCAGAGUUGACCAAACUGGAGGCCACCAACAACCCCAAGCUUUCCUACAUUAGCAGAUUAUCGUUCCGUGAUGUUCCAUCUCUGGAGAGCCUCAUGCUUAACAACAAUGCUCUGAACUCGCUCUACCUGGCCACGGUUGAGUCCUUGCCUAACCUGCGGGAGAUCAGCAUCCACAGCAACCCACUGCGCUGCGACUGCGUCAUCCAGUGGAUGAGCUCCAAUAAAACCACCAUUCGCUUCAUGGAGCCUCUUUCCAUGUACUGCGCAAUGCCGCCUGAGGUCAGAGGUCAACGCAUGAGAGAUGUUCUCUCCCACGAAUCUGCUGAGCAGUGUCUGCCCAUGAUCUCCCACGACACCUUCCCCAACCACCUCAACCUGGACAUAGGUAUGACGGUAGACCUGGACUGCCGUGCAAUGGCUGAACCCGAACCGGAGAUAUACUGGGUGACUCCUCUGGGUAACAAAGUCAUGAUGGACACUGUAUCUGAUAAGUACCGUCUGAGCAGUGCAGGAACCCUCCACAUAUCCAACAUUCAGGUGGACGACUCCGGUCACUACACCUGCGUCGCUCAGAAUACCGAAGGAGCCGACACCAGGGUGACCGCCAUUCGCGUCAACGGUACUCUCCUGGACAGCACUCAGCUUAUGAAGAUCUACGUGAAGCACACCGAAUCCCACUCGAUACUGGUGUCCUGGAAGGUCAACUCCAACGUCAUGACCUCCAACCUGAAGUGGUCUUCCGCCACCAUGAAGAUCGACAACCCCCACAUCACCUACACGGCCAGAGUCCCCGUAGACGUCCACGAAUACAACCUCACUCACCUCCAGCCUGCUACCGAGUACGAGGUUUGCCUCUCGGUCUCCAACAUCCACCAGCAGACUCAAAAGUCUUGCGUCAACGUCACGACCAAGCACGCCACCUUCGCCGUGGAGAUCUACGAACAAGGCACCAACACGGCCCUCGCCGCGGUCAUGGGAACCAUCCUGGCCAUCAUCAGUCUCGGUUCCAUCACCGUCUACAUCGCCAAGAGAUGGAAGAGGAAGAACUACCACCAUUCGCUCAAGAAGUACAUGCAGAAAACCUCCUCCAUUCCUCUCAACGAACUCUACCCGCCCCUCAUCAACCUGUGGGAGGUGGACAGCGAGAAGGACAAAGACGGUUCCUCGGAACCCAAACCCAGCCAGGUGGACACCACGAGAAGUUACUACAUGUGGUGAACCAGAACUGUUCUUUUAGAGCACAAAGACACAUCUUUUGCUUAUUUGUGCGAAGAAAGAAGUGGAUUUUUUCUCUGCUUUGCUUUAAUGGAAGCAACUAUACGAACUGAUAUCUCAGACUUUUUAGUAGAGCGUAUUGCCUUUCCCUGUUCUUUGACUCAACUUGGCAGCUUUGUUUAGUUUCUGAGACGUUAGUAGCUGUACUUUUUUCCCGUUCACUUUAUUUUAACGGCACAGCAUAGAUAUUGUCAAAGAUUUUUCUUUUUUUGGGGUCGAUUAAUGCUGUAGCAGUAAGUUUGAUCCAGUAUUGAUACGUCUUUGGCAGUAUUCAAUAGAGAAUGCAGAGGUUUCUUUCUCUCUUUUGUAAAACAGUUUAUCUGUUGUGCACUGAAAUAUAUCUUAACAAUUUUGUCCAUGGACUCCAAUGUAAGCUGACAAGGUGAGUUUAGACUUGAUACACUGUCUAUUGAAUAAUGUUAGCCAAUGUUCUGUAAUGUUGUAUCAACUAUAAUUUUAUUUUUGUUUCAUCUUUUUAUCUGACAUUAUGUUUGAUUUAGAACUUAAAGGGACAGUUCAGCGUUUUGAAAUAUAUUCCAGGUUUUCUAUAUAUCCAGAUCUAAUGAAUUCACUUUCUCAUUUUCAUAGCAUUUUAACCUUUUCUCAUACAGUUCGAGAGCCAAUAGUUUAGUUGAUAUAUUUAAUUAUUACAUCAUAAAUCAUUAUGAUUUAUAUGAGAUUUUGAGAUUAAAUUAUGUACACCAUCAUUGGUUCAUCAUGGGUGCCAUUUGUGUCAUACAGUUGUAUAUAUGUAUACAGCUCUGAAAAAUAAGAGACCACUUAAGUUUCUCUGAUUUUGCUAUUUAUAGGUUUAUGUUUGAUUAAAAUGAACAUUGUUGUUUUAUUCUAUAAACUACAGACAACAUUUCUCCCAAAUUUCAAAUAAAAAUAUUGUCAUUUAGAGCAUUUAUUUGUAGAAAAUGAGAAAUGGCUGAAAUAACAAAAAAAAAAAAGACGCAGAGCUUAGAAAUCAAUAUUUGGUGGAAUAACCCUGGUUGGUUUUUAAUCAAAAAAAUUCAAGCAGUUCAGUUUGGUGGUUUGAUGGUUUGUGAUCAUCCAUCUUCCUCUUGAUUAUAUUCCAGAGUUUUUUUCAAUUUGGUAAAAUCAAAUAAACUCAUCAUUUUUAAGUGCUCUCUUAUUUUUUUUCCAGAUCUGUAUGUAUGUUCUGAAUUUGUACACAUCUAUAUUUAAACGCAAUUACAAAUUGAAACAAAUACAAUUUAAACAUGAAUCAUUAAUAUUAUAUUAAUAUUAAAAUAGUAUGGUAAUCUGACUCUGGAUGAGCAGAAAAAAUGGAAUUAUUGUCAAAAUGUUGAACUGUUGCUUCAAGAUUGCAGGUGAGAAUUGUAUACCAGCAAUAGAAAUGUGAAUGUUUAACGAUUAGAUCAGUAGAAAAUAAUGCUUUUUUAUUACUCAGAUUUGUUUUUUUAUUUGCUAGAAUCAGUUAUUGAUCACUUGAUUUGUCGUGAUUUACACAUGCAAAAUAUGUUGCAUAUUGAGGCGCAAACAAAAAUAAAAUACAGUUUUGUUCUGAUAUUUUUUAUACAA
Molecule: messenger RNA, 4372 nt
Organism: Astyanax mexicanus (Mexican tetra)
Lineage: Eukaryota; Metazoa; Chordata; Actinopteri; Characiformes; Acestrorhamphidae
Gene: lrrn1
Product: leucine rich repeat neuronal 1
Exons: 2
Coding region: 605-2767 (720 amino acids)
Molecular function (GO): protein binding
Source: RefSeq, a predicted model, not a curated record